Rhododendron vialii is the source of this 2854-nucleotide messenger RNA. Its product is annotated as putative protein phosphatase 2C-like protein 44. Gene Ontology annotation, biological process: protein dephosphorylation. Gene Ontology annotation, cellular component: cytosol; nucleus. Gene Ontology annotation, molecular function: protein serine/threonine phosphatase activity. NCBI's taxonomy places the organism in Eukaryota, Viridiplantae, Streptophyta, Magnoliopsida, Ericales, Ericaceae. The record is from RefSeq and is a predicted model, not a curated record. The coding region runs from base 711 to 1643 and encodes 310 amino acids. The transcript has 5 exons.
AUGUUUUUUUGUGUGUGUCUGUUUUUAUCGAUAUUUCUCAUUAUUUUUCUUGCAUUUGGUAGAUGAGAAAGCGUGCUGAAGAACAGAAAAUUUUCAUUAGUUUGGUUUAUCUUGAUAACUAGAUCUCUGGACCACCUCGACUAAAUCCGGAUUCUUGAAGUUAGGGACCGGGCAAACGGUGGCCUCACGGUACAGAAUGUUUGGCCACCGUGAAAUUCAAACAUGUGAUCACAAACACUUAUUGCUUUUCCCAUUCCCAGUUGGAAUACAACUUCUGAUUCUCGCUUGAGGAAGUUGUGUCAAUGUGUUUACCACAACUUCUUCUUUUGGGCCAAAACAUUUUGAUGCUAAAAGAUUAAGCUUUUACCAAUAUAACAGUUUUGGCAAUCAAUAUCGCCCUAGGUGGUGCUUAUUCCGAGAGUAAUUAUUCAAUAGUCCAGGAGUACAGACACGCAGUACUCUGGACAAGUUUACAAGUGGUCUGGAGUAUUACGUGGCGGCACCCCGGACUAUUGUAUAAUUUCACUUAUUCUGAGCACUUGCCGGUCCUUCUUGUGUUUCGUUACAGAUGAACGUAUACGUGAAGGUCAUCAAAACAGUUGCCUUAAAAGGUAUCACAGACAACUAAAAAACUGAAGGCAUUGUUUCAUAAGAAGGAAGGCACUCCGGGAAAUGUUCAGGAGCUGUUUUUCGCUGUGAGCGGCUCAAGGAUGACCACAAGCUGGUUGACUAUGGGUCAUAUUUCUCUUCCUGAUUUUGUUAUCAAGAACUGCAAAGUGAGAGUCGAUUUGGACAAGCAUGCUUCAUUAUUUCAGGCAUUUCGGCUGAGGAAAUUAUUCGUUGGAGAUGCUGGGAAAAAGAAAAGAGAAGCUGAAUUUGGGAAAAGGCCUUAUUGGAUGGUGCCAGUGAGCCAUGGGUAUCAUGUUGUCGAGGAUCGGUCAUUCACAGGUGAGUCGAAUGGUGAGUCCAACUCGGUCCCCGUCUCUGUUGUGGCACAGAGAGAGCAAAUUGGAGAACUUGAAGUGUGGUUUUUUGGAGUUUUCAAUGCAAGAAUGGGAGACUGUGUUGCAAAGAGCAUGCAGUCACAUCUGUUUGAUAAAAAGCCCAAAGAGUCUCACUUGAAGAGGAAGAGCAAAGAGGCAAUGAGAAAGGCAUAUGUGGGUGCAAGAGGGAAGAUGAAAGAGAAAGCAGAGGAGAAGGGGAAGGGGAAGGAGAAAGGGAAAGUGGGUGGUGGUGGUUCAGCAUCUGCCAUUGUCAUCAAUGGAGAGAAGGUUGUGAUGGCUAACAUGGGUGGAUACAGAGCUGUUGUGUGCAGAGAUGGUGAGGCUCAUCAGAUCAAUAGGACAAGGCAAAAUCAAGGGACCCCCAGAAGACAUUGGUCUAGAAAACUCAUUCCAGGUGUAAUACGGAUGCCCAAAGCGCGUAUACUCGUGCGCGAAUCCGGUGCUGAAGUGGGGACUGAUAAGGCAAACCCUAAAUGCUCAGCAGAAAUUGUGGUUGGAGAUGAAAGAAUAGACUCCAAUACUGAGUUUGUCAUCUUGGCUAGUACUGGCAUCUGGGAGGUAUACAUUCCAUUUUUCUUGACCGUUUUCUUUCUAUAUCACACUAAGAUGCACGCACUUGUCUGGGAUAGGGGAUACUGAAACAUUCGUGGACACUCCCUACAUGUGUUGGACACAUCUCAGAUAUGCAUCUUAUUUAUAAAACUGACAAGUUGAGGACACGUUAAGGCGGUCUCAUAAGAAGACCAAAUUAACGAGAAAAUUGAGAGGGGAUCGAUCAAAAUGAUCGCGAUGCUGUAUGUUUAGUUCCCGUGUCAUAAUAUGCACAUAGAGGAUCCGCCAGAGAGGCUUUAACUAGAAUGAGCAAAAGCAAUAUUUCCUGUUUGGUCAUUCGCUUUGAGUGAUUACACAGUUGUGUUAUCUUUCUUAGGUGCUAGAGAUACCCCUUCCUUUUGAGAAUUUGGAUAUUUGGGAAUUUCUUGAAUAAAUAAUUAUUUCAACAGGGUCUUUUCCCAUGCACCAAAACAAAGGUAAGUGAGGAUGUUUUUCUGGAAAGAAAACUUACCUCAUGGACCCAGAUGACAUACUCAGUUUGAAUGACAAUAAUGAGAAUGUGAUGUCAUAUUUCCUUGAUUCCUACGUUCGAACUGCCUAGAAUGAGAAUCUAAUUCCCAACGACAUAUUCAACCACAAAAACACAUUCCCAAACUAAGAGUUUGAUCCCUCCCAUACCCCAUGAAAAUUAUCCUAGAUUUCUAGCUCAAUCAAUAAAAAAGGAAAUGUUUAAGAGUAAUUUUCAAAAUAAUUGAUUCAUAGAUGAGACUACUAAAUUAACAAAAACAUCGAAAUAGAAUUACUUUAGGUAUGGAAUUACUAGGGAUCAAUUAGAUUCAUAGUAAUCAAACUCGUAUUCCUACCAAAAGAUCAUGGGCAAUUAAACAUAGCGUAACUGUAUUAAAAAAAAAAAAAAAACUGUUUAGCUUAUCAUCCUUGAUCUAUCUUUUAACAAACACAUUAAAUAGUUUUGCUUGUUUUUUCCUUCAUUCUUUUACUACACUUUCCAUCGUAUUUUUUCCCCGACACAAAAGAGGGAAGCAAAGUUUCUCAUUAAUACAAAACUGAAGUACUCGUCACAGCAACCAAUCUUUAACAAUAUAAACAUUUCCCUAAACUUGAGAUGAACAAUCUCUUUCUUGUUUUAUGAGUUUAAAAGAUAUCAUAACAGCAAGAAUCGACGAUGAGGAAGAACUUCUCGAAAAUCUCCAGAACGAACUUCAGCUUAUGCCCGUGGAUGUAAUCCUUUGUCUAACAAUCAUGCAACUUAAGAAUAUAGCUGACUUGCUGAUUUUCUU